This is a messenger RNA of Paramecium tetraurelia, 960 nucleotides long. RefSeq lists its product as uncharacterized. NCBI's taxonomy places the organism in Eukaryota, Ciliophora, Oligohymenophorea, Peniculida, Parameciidae. The transcript has 2 exons. The record is from RefSeq and is a predicted model, not a curated record.
AUGCUUCCAAUUCUAAUUCUCACCUUUAUUACGUUGGCUCGAUAAGAAACAACCAAACUUAAUUUUUCAUAGUUUGAUGAACCACUCAAAAUCAAAUAAAUCUACUAUUUAACACGCUUCAUAGAUUUAGAAAAGUCACUAAAUUUGACAACGCAAUAAACCCAAGAAAAUGCCAAUUUUGCAUUAGAAUUGUGGAUCAACACUGAAAAUGUCCUAAAUCAGACGACAAAUAAAACAAGCAACCAUUCAAUUUUAAACAUCAUAGACAAUAAAUAAUUUCAAAGCAUUAUUCCAUAAGAUCAAGAAGGAUUGCAAGCAACAGAGUAAUAUAUUGAAUAGUGGCAAAACUAAACAGAUGAUGAUAAAAGUAUAAUCUUAUAGAUUGUCAUUCAAAACAUUAAUGAAAUGAUUUAAUCAGAAGAUCCUGAAAACUAUAACCAAACUAUUUUGAUUGAACAAAUCUCUAAUCAAACCAACAUCCUUGAUGAAAAUAAGAAAAACAUAAAUACAACUACAUACAUUUCUCCUUUGACUUGGUAGCAUGCAAAUGUAAGUUAGGAAGAAAUGGCAAUAGCAUAUUUUUUUUAUGAUACCAAAAUCAAAAAUCUCACAGUCUAAGAAGAGUUCAAUAAUUUGACUACCCAAGAUGCUGCUGCUUUAAUAAGUGCGUUUGAAAAAUUCUUUGUUAAUACUAGUAAAAAUCAAAAUACAACCUCAAAUACUAAUACAUCAACCAAUAUUAGCUCAAAAGGAGAAAAGCCUAUUGAAAAAGAAGAUGAACUUCCUUUCCCUUAGUCCAAUAAUGAUAGCGAAGAUCCAAUUUAUAUGUAUUUGGUGUUUGCUUUAAUGUUCUUCAUGUUGAUAGCUAUCUUGUUCCUUUUGAGAAGGUAUUUGAUAUAGUAAAAACUCAUUACCUUCUAAAUGAAUGAGGAAUCCAAUGUUUAAGGAUUCCAGGCCUGA